Molecule: messenger RNA, 1985 nt
Organism: Wasmannia auropunctata (little fire ant)
Lineage: Eukaryota; Metazoa; Arthropoda; Insecta; Hymenoptera; Formicidae
Gene: spidey
Product: very-long-chain 3-oxoacyl-CoA reductase
Exons: 5
Coding region: 443-1417 (324 amino acids)
Cellular component (GO): endoplasmic reticulum
Molecular function (GO): oxidoreductase activity
Source: RefSeq, a predicted model, not a curated record
AUAGCCCCCCUAAAUCCCGAGCAAAGCAUCGAUCGGCGCGACCGCUUAACGCUUUCGCAACGCAGUACAACGCCGGUACUCAUUGGAACAGGUAGUUGACUCGGAGUUGUUGCCCUUCCGCGAGUGAAUAGACCUUGACAUUUUCUUGGGCACCAGCCUGGUCCGCUCAGUGUCGAGUUAACUUUUUUGCGUCCUUCCUCUUUUCUUCUUGUUAUUUGACGUCUUUCGUAUAUAUUUAAUGUAAUUAUCGUUACAUCGAGCAGUCGCCGCGUGCACUGCUUUGUUGACGUCUCCGAGACGAUCGCUGGCUGCAACCCUCCCGCUGCAGAAGCACUGGAGUUCGCUAUAUUCGUCGUCGAAUGAUCGGGAGAUCCGGAAGAAGAAUCCAUUGCCAGCAAAGGUCGAGUUCAGAUGAGGCACCUGCGUUUCUGCGUGUAACAGAAUGGCGCUAAUCUGGUGGGAGAAGAUAUUUUUGAUGAUAGCGGCGCUCAUCAGUUUGAGGAUCCUCAUAAAAAUCGGAAUUCUAGCGUGGAAGAAGUUGAUCGCACCCGGUUUUGGAUUUGGAAUUGAUUUACGAACACAAGGCAAAUGGGCGGUGGUAACCGGCGCGACGGAUGGCCUUGGAAAGGCAUUCGCCAAAGCCCUUGCCGAGCAAGGUAUGGACAUUGUUUUGGUCUCGCGGUCCUUGUCUAAGUUGAAGGACGUGGCCGCUGAGAUCGAGCGGAAAUACAAGGUAGAGACACGCGUCGUUGAAGCUGAUUUAACCGAAGGCCAGGUGGUUUACGCGGAAAUCGGCAAAGCAACGCAGGACUUGGAGGUCGGCGUCUUGAUCAAUAACGCUGGCGCGAGCUACGAUCAUCCCGAGAUGUUCACGAAAGUGUCGGAGGAGGUCCUCGCGAGAAUAUUGCAACUGAACGUGGCCGGAGUGACCGGGGUCGCGAGAGCGGUACUGCCCGGCAUGAUGGAGCGAGGGAAAGGGGUGCUCAUUAACGUGAGUUCAACGGCCGCGGCUAUACCGAGCCCGUAUCUGUCCGUUUACGCCGCCAGUAAGGCGUAUAUCGACAAGCUCAGCGCCGACCUGGCUACGGAAGCUGCGCCGAGAGGUGUCACUGUCCAGUGCGUUCUACCCGGCCCGGUCGCCACGAAGAUGUCCAAGAUCAAGAGACCGACGUGGAUGGCGCCUACCCCGGAGAAGUUCGUCAAGGCGACUCUGAGAACGGUCGGCAUCGAGUCGCGUACGACCGGCUAUCCGCCGCACAGUUUGAUCAUCGGCUUCAUGAACGCGCUGCUCUACACGUGCGAGACGGGCGCGGUGUGGCUGGUGGCGAAGACGAUGCUCAACAUACGGGGACGAGCCCUUCGCAGGAAGCCGAAAACCCCAGUGGACGCUUCGCAGCUGGACGCUCUCUCUAGUUGAUUCUCAUCUUCGUGCAUCGUCGUUUUCUCGUUAACGAAUAACGUGGCGCGCUGUCGCGUCAGUCGCCUCUCGAGCUGCUCUUUGCCACCACUUGGCAUUUAAUUAGGUUUUGUCAUCGAUAUUUUUUCACAUCUGAAAUAUCCAUUUUUCAAAGCUAUCUUGUCAAAGAUAGAUAGCGUUUUUUAUUUCUUGUCUAUGAAGCAAUAAAUUCAUAACAAUGACAUUACGAAAAUUUAUAACAUGUUUACUAACAAUGAAAAAAAAAAAGAUAAAAAGUAAUGACUUAUGGAAGUCAUUACUUUCAAAGCAUAUAAAUUAUUCAUAAGAGUAAUGAUUCUCGUUGGAUUAAUCUUUGUUAUUGCAAUAGCGUCAAUUUUUUAUCUUUAAGGUUUCAAAAAUCUAUUAAAAAAAAAAACGUUCCUCUGUUAUACAAGACUAAUUAAUGAUAAUGUUGUUUAUACGUCUAUUCUCGAACUUUUUACUGUAAAUUGAGAGAACACUGAUGUAUUUUGUACAUUUAAUGCAUACCUAUAAUAAUUGCAGUAAUAAAAUAAUUACGUAAGCGACA